Messenger RNA from Nanorana parkeri, 1758 nucleotides. RefSeq names its product ELK3, ETS transcription factor (gene ELK3). The record is from RefSeq and is a predicted model, not a curated record. Gene Ontology annotation, cellular component: nucleus. The transcript is spliced from 5 exons. Bases 295 to 1551 code for a protein of 418 amino acids. Gene Ontology annotation, biological process: cell differentiation; regulation of transcription by RNA polymerase II. Lineage: Eukaryota; Metazoa; Chordata; Amphibia; Anura; Dicroglossidae. Gene Ontology annotation, molecular function: DNA-binding transcription factor activity, RNA polymerase II-specific; sequence-specific DNA binding.
GUGGCCAGAGAGAGCAGAGAGAGGAAAAGCCUGUUUACACAGACUGCAAACCGCCUGGGGAAUAAUGCAGGAAAGGAAGUGAGCCGGCUCUCUGUCUGACUGCUCCAACUUCCUGCUCACACACACACACACCAGUGAAAAAAAAGAAAAGAAAGAAAAAAAAUCAGGAUCUCAUUACAACAGAAACGCUCGCAGACGACUGUCAGCAUGGAGGACGAAGGGAUUUUACCAAUUUCUUCCUAGAACAUUAACAAGCCCGGCUGAAAGUUCCCAAGGCACAGCAAGAGUUUGGGUAUGGAGAGUGCAAUUACCCUGUGGCAGUUUCUGUUGCAAUUGCUUCUUGAUCAGAAACAUGAGCAUCUCAUCUGCUGGACAUCCAAUGAUGGGGAAUUCAAGCUACUCAAAGCAGAGGAAGUGGCCAAGCUAUGGGGACUGCGGAAGAAUAAAACCAAUAUGAACUAUGACAAGCUGAGUCGAGCGCUUCGAUAUUAUUACGAUAAGAACAUUAUUAAAAAGGUUAUUGGACAGAAGUUUGUCUACAAGUUUGUGUCCUUUCCAGAAAUCCUAAAAAUGGAGACUCAUGCUGUGGAGGUGAGCAGGGAAGGCCUAUUGCUGCAGGACAGCGAUUGCAAGAUCCCGAGUGAACUCCACGAGAGACACAAGCAAACCUUGUCGGCACUGAAGAACACUGGUCGCAAUGAGUACAUCCACUCAGGCUUGUAUUCCUCCUUCACUAUAAACUCACUGCAACAUCAGGCAGAGUACAAAGUUAUUAAAACUGAAAGCAUGGAAGAUGAGCUACAAGAAGAUGGAGAAGAUGAGGAGGAGGAGGAGGAGAAGGCUGAAGUCAAAAAUCCAGCAGAGGAAGUCAGGACUGUUAUAAGAUUUGUUACGAACAAAACGGACAAAGAAACCAUCAGACCCGUCAUUUCUUUGCCCUCGACAUCAGAAUCAGCAGCUGCAUCUGCUUUCUUAGCGUCAUCUUUUUCUGCCAAAGGAUCUUCCCAUAGAUCAUCGAAUACUAGUGUUUCUUCUUCUCCACGCUCCUCGCGAUCUCCAUCCUUGUCCCCAAAUAUAUCCUUCAGUAACGAGCACAGGAGCGUAUUCCUAGAUUAUCCUGACACCAAUGAACCAUUAAAUCUCUCAGCAGGAUCCAAAGCAAAGCUGUCCUAUCAUCAUCAUCAUCAUCAUCCCAAAGCCAAGAAACCUAAAGGAUUGGAAAUCUGCUCCCCACCUCUUCUGCUCUCCAGUAGUGAUAUUGGCUCAAUUGCCCUGAACAGCCCAGCACUUCCCUCCGGAUCUCUAACACCAGCUUUCUUUACUGCUCAGACACCCAAUGGAUUACUGUUAACCCCGAGUCCUCUUCUAUCAAGCAUCCACUUCUGGAGCAGUCUUAGCCCUGUAGCUCCAUUAAGUCCUGCCAGGCUGCAAGGACCAAACACAUUGUUCCAGUUUCCGAACCUGCUGAACAGUCACCUGCCAAUGCAGCUACCAGGGUUGGACAGAGCUUCAUCUCCAGUGCUGCUAUCAUCUAACUCACAAAAGUCCUGAUGAAGUCUAAGUGCCCUAUGGACUUAACUGAUGUAGAAAUGAAACAUCAUUUAUAGAGGAGGACUGGCCUGGAGUUUCCAAGACACUGAUCACUACACACAAUACUUAACACUGAAGCACUGGCAGACACCAUUGUCUGUUUUUUUCUUUUUUAUAGUACCAAUUCUCACAUUCUUUGUCACAGGGAUAUUUCUGUGCUACUCUGUA